Molecule: messenger RNA, 1241 nt
Organism: Choloepus didactylus (southern two-toed sloth)
Lineage: Eukaryota; Metazoa; Chordata; Mammalia; Pilosa; Megalonychidae
Product: nucleoside diphosphate kinase 7-like
Exons: 1
Coding region: 18-1040 (340 amino acids)
Biological process (GO): CTP biosynthetic process; UTP biosynthetic process; GTP biosynthetic process
Cellular component (GO): centrosome
Molecular function (GO): ATP binding; nucleoside diphosphate kinase activity
Source: RefSeq, a predicted model, not a curated record
GGGAUGGAUCUUUUGAAAUGCAUGAUGUAAAGAAUCAUCACACCUUUCUAAAGCGGACUAAACACGAAGAUCUGCACUUGGAAGACUUAUUUAUAGGAAACAAAGUGAAUGUCUUUUCUCAUCAAUUGGUGCUAGUUGACUAUGGGGAUCAAUAUACAGCUUGCCAGCUGGGCAGUAGGAAAGAAAAAACAUUAGCCCUGAUUAAACCAGAUGCAGUAUCAAGAGCUGGAGAAAUAAUUGAAAUAAUUAAAAAAUCUGGAUUUAUUAUAACCAAACUCAAAAUGAUGAUGCUUUCAAGGAAAGAAGCAACAGAUUUUCAUGUAGACCAUCAAUCUAGGCCCUUUUUAAAUGAGCUGAUCCAAUUUAUUACAAGUGGUCCUAUUAUUGCCAUGGAGAUUUUACGAGAUGAUGCUGUAUGCGAAUGGAAAAGAUUACUUGGACCUGCAAAAUCUGGGGUGGCACGUACAGAUGCUCCUGGAAGCAUUAGAGCCCUAUUUGGAACAGAUGGCAUAAGAAAUGCAGCUCAUGGCCCUGAUUCUUUUGCUACUGCUGCCAGAGAAAUGGAGUUGUUCUUCCCUUUGAGUGGAGGGUGUGGUCCAGCAAACACUGCUAAAUUUACGAAUUGUACCUGUUGCAUUAUUAAGCCCCAUGCUGUCAGUGAAGGGCUGCUAGGAAAGAUCCUGAUGGCUAUCCAAGAUGCAGGUUUUGAAAUAUCAGCUGUGCAGAUGUUCAACAUGGAUCGGGUUAAUGUUGAAGAGUUUUAUGAAGUUUAUAAAGGAGUAGUGUCUGAGUAUAAUGAGAUGGUGACAGAAAUGUAUGCUGGUCCUUGUGUAGCAAUGGAGAUUCAACAAAACAACCCUACGAAGACAUUUCGAGAGUUCUGUGGACCUGCUGAUCCUGAAAUUGCCGGACAUUUACAUCCUGGAACCCUGAGAGCAAUCUUUGGUAAAACUAAGAACCAGAAUGCUGUUCACUGUACAGAUCUGCCUGAGGAUGGCCUAUUAGAGGUUCAGUAUUUCUUCAAGAUCCUGGAUAAUUAGCAGUUUCGAAAAUAAAGAAAUCACAGAUUGGGGCUUUUAAACAAGAGUGAGUCACACACAAGGAAUGUGUUCAUUCUUUUAUUGUCCAUUGUUUUAACCUGACUGAAUACAAGAUCAACAAGAGGACUGUACUCCUGGCAAUUAUUACAUAUGUUAGAACAUGGAGUUUGCACUUUAGACGACAUUUAACACCAGUCUAUG